Lepisosteus oculatus (spotted gar) is the source of this 6554-nucleotide messenger RNA. NCBI's taxonomy places the organism in Eukaryota, Metazoa, Chordata, Actinopteri, Semionotiformes, Lepisosteidae. The record is from RefSeq and is a predicted model, not a curated record.
CAAGCGCAGCUCUCUCUCGCCGGGCACGGUGGCGCGUGCCUGUAAUCCAAGCUACUGGGAGGCUGAGGCUGGCGGAUCGCUUGAGCUCAGGAGUUCUGAGCUGCAGCGGACUAUGCCGAUCGGGUGUCCGCACUAAGUUCGGUAUCGAUAUGGUGCUCCUGGGGGAGCCCGGGACCACCAGGUCGCCUAAGGAGGGGUGCACCGGCCCAGGUCGGAAACGGAGCAGGCCAAAGCCCCCGUGCCGCUCAGUAGUGGGAUCGCGCCUGUGAAUAGACGCUGCAGUGCAGCCUGAGCAAUAUAGCGGGACUCAGUCUUUUGCAAAGGUGGGGAAAAAAAGUGAAAUUAAUUUUGUUUUAAAACAAAAUUCCCUAAUGAAUUAUUAAAACGAAUGAAUGUAGUUGCUUGCGCCUUGCUUUGGGCAGGACUCGGCUCAUUCUCCGGGCAUCGCAUGACUCCUCCGAUGAGACAGGAUUCUCAGUCUGAGAAUAGAAAAUUAAACUGAUUACGUGAAUUUAGAACUUGCUCCUGCUUUGAAAAUAAGACAGUGUUCACGCUUGACUUGGGAUUUUAUUUUUAUUACUACUGUUAUUGAUGUUAUUUCACACUAACGAUUUGCCAAAUCAGUAACUGCAGUGCCGCCUAAGGCUGCCUGGGUCCCCGUCGGCUACCUGGGAAGUUCCUAAAGGAGGAUUGAUUUUAGUUUUGGCCUUGCGGGGGUGGGAGACGCGAUGUCGUUGGAAGACUACGAGAGGCGCUACAGCUCCCUGAACUCGGACUUCGGUAGCGAGCUGGGCGGCAGCGAGGGCAGGUCUGCGGCCGGGGGUUGCAGCGCCGAGGAGGAGAAGCUGCACUACAUCCCUAUCCGAAUACUCGGAAGGGGAGCCUUCGGAGAAGCGACUUUAUAUAGAAGAACCGAGGACAACUCUCUCGUGGUGUGGAAGGAAGUGGAUUUGAAUUGCCUCUCGGACAAGGAACGCCGUGAUGUCAUGAACGAGAUCAAUAUCCUGUCCAUUCUGCAGCACAACAAUAUAAUAGCUUAUUACAACCACUUCCUGGACAAGGAUACCUUGUUGAUUGAGUUGGAGUACUGCAAUGGUGGGAACCUGUAUGACAAAAUAAACCAACAGAAAGGACAACUCUUUUCAGAAGAGAUUGUGAUAUGGUACCUGUACCAGAUAGCUUCAGCUGUAGCCCAUAUUCACAAAGCAGGAAUUCUUCACAGGGAUAUAAAAACCCUGAAUAUUUUCCUCACCAAAACAAACCUGAUUAAGUUAGGAGACUAUGGGCUGGCCAAAAAGUUGGACUCUCAGUAUUCCAUGGCUGAGACUUGUGUGGGAACGCCAUAUUACAUGUCUCCAGAGCUGUGCCAGGGGGUGAAGUAUAACUUCAAAUCGGACAUCUGGGCAAUGGGCUGCGUCAUCUUUGAGGUUCUCACACUGACCCGGACGUUCGAUGCUACGAACCCGCUGAACCUGUGUGUGAAGAUCGUUCAGGGCAACUGGACCAUGGAGGUGAAUUCUGACGUGUACUCCUCGGAGCUCAUCAAGCUGGUGUACGAGUGCCUGGAUCAGGACCCAGAGAAGAGGCCCACUGCAGAUCAGAUCCUGGAGCAGCCCAUCAUUUCCUGCAAGCGGCAACAACUGGAAGAGAAGGUUGCACUGCUCAAUUUGGCCAACAAAAAACCCAAGUUGAGCACAGCGACGGAGAGCUCCGUCGCCGUGGUGACCACUCGGUCCAGAGAGGUCUAUUUCUGGGGUGGCGGGAAGUUUACUCCCCAGAAGCUGGACGCCUUCAAGGGAGGCAGCAGCGCCCAGCACGUGUGCGCUGGGGAGAAUCACUUCGCUGUGGUCACUGUGGAGAAGGAGCUGUACACUUGGGCCAGCGUGCAGGGCGGGGCGAAGAUGGUGGGCCAGCUGGGCCACGGGGACCAGGCUUCGUACCGGCAGCCCCGCAGGGUGGAGAGGCUGCAGGGCAAGGCCAUUCGGCAGGUGGCCUGCGGGGCCGACUUCACCGCCUGCGUCACCGACGAAGACCAGAUGUACAUGUUCGGCUCGGACUACUACGGCUGCAUCGGUGUGGAGAACGAGCUGGCGGCGGAGGUGCUGGAGCCCGUGCUGCUGGACUUCUUCCUGUCCCGGCCCGUGAGGCAGGUGUCCUGCGGGGACAACCACGUGGUGGCGCUCACCCACGGCAGGGAGGUGUACGCGUGGGGCUGCGGAGAGCACGGUCGCCUUGGGCUGGACUCGGAGGAUGACUGGGCCUCUCCGCAGCAGGUGCGCGUUCCGGCGGGCGUCAGCAUCGGCUCCGUUCACUGCGGCGCCGACGGGACCUUCUUCCUGACGGAGACCCGCAAGGUGCUGGCGUGCGGGAGCAACGAGAUGAACAAGCUGGGGCUGAACCAGAGCAUCUCCGGGAUCAUGAACCACGCGGGAGAGGUGUACCAGGAGAUCCCCUACACCACGUCUCUCACACUGGUCAAGCAGCUGGCCCGCUUCAAGAUCAGAACCAUCGCGCCGGGCAAGACCCACACUGCGGCCAUCGACGAACGUGGGCGGCUCUUGACCUUCGGCUGUAAUAAGUUUGGGCAGCUGGGCGUGAGGGACUACAAGAAGCACCAGGGCGUCAGCCUGCUGGUGGGGCCGUUCGGAGGCAAUGCGGUGACCAAGGUGUCCUGUGGAGAUGGCUUCACGAUUGCUGCUACAGAAGACAAUCAGAUUUUCGCCUGGGGGAACGCAGGGAACGGCCGCCUGGGAAUGCCGCCGGACAAGGGAUACGGCUCGGAAGUCUGCCCUUCUCUGCCCCGCCCCAUUUUCGGCUCCCUGCACCACGUGCCCGACCUGUCCUGCCGCGGGUGGCACACCAUCCUGAUCGUGGAAAAAGUCCUGAAUUCCAAGACUAUCCGGUCAAACAGCAGCGGGCUCUCCAUCGGCAGUGUGGGACAGGGCUCCACGUCCACCGUGGGCCUGGACAGCGAGCAGGGGUCAGAGGCCCCGCUGCGGGACGGCGGCUCGGGGGGCACGGUGGAGGCGGACACGGGGGUGCGUGGGAUCCGGACCUCCAUGAUGUCCCUCCAGGACCCGACCGACAGCUCCUGCCCUUUCUGGCUGCGCCAGGAGCUCCAGGAAGCCGAGUUCAUCCCUAUGCCGCAGAGCCCUGGGGACUCCACGCCCAUCCCAGCGAACGCCGUUUUCUCGGAGAGCGCCACUCUGCCGUACGACGAGCUGCAGGAGCUGACGGCGGCCGUAGCCGUAGCCGCCGCCGCAGAGAAGGAGCUCCCGACCGCCCGGGUGGGCUGUGAGGCGGUGAACGGGGUGGACGCGGUUCCCGGCGACUGCAAGACGAACGGCGGGCUGCAGUGCGAGGGCGGGUCCCACGAGCCAGUGAGCGCCCGCUGCAGUGCUGGGCACCAGAGCGCGGGCACAGAGGGCACCGAACUGGCACAGCUAAGAGAGACGGUCAGUCGACAGGAAGCAGUGAUCCAGAUGUUACAGAAGCAGUUCAGCGAUCAGCUGGACGAAAACAAGAGGCUCUGGGCGGCGAUCGAGAGUCUGACGCUGCGGACGGCGGGGGCCGAAACGAACUAUCGCCAAGGCGAUACCGAUACCGAGGGUGAUGGAGCAGAGCCCAGCCAGUAACGCAGAGCUCCUUUCCACUGGCCUGAUGCAGAUUGAGAGACUCCGGACGCUGUCCCAUCUCGGCGCAUUCCUACGGUGCAGGUUUCCGAGAUGUGGGUCAGCUCCGGGGGAAAGAGGAUUCUUUUACAGGGCAGGAGGAGGGUUCACAUGGAAAGGAUGUUCUGAAAUCCACAGGGGUUUCGGAGUCACUGAUAACGUUGCGCUAGUGCAUGCCAGGAGGAGGUUAGAUGAUGAGGAAGCUGGAAGGAUUGAUAUUGUGGAGAGGUGGACACAGCAACUAGGGAUGGUGAGGCAAGUUUAAAGGUUGUGUCAGGUAAGAAAUAGUUGUAAUUCCAGAGGGGACUCAGAGUAACGUUUUUGAAUAUCAACACCUGUUCGGAUUGUCACGCUAACCACCAAAAUUUAGGUUUAAAUUCCUUAAUGAUAGUUGUUUUAAAAUUGCUACGCCUUCUUAUAAGCAUAUGUGGGAAUUACAUAAAACUGUAAUAUACACAGGAAAAAUGAAGCCAUACAUGCUCUCUGACUGGGUUAUGCGGGAGUAGCAUUAGAGAAGAUUUAUCCGCAAACAGUCACUGUUACAGUCUAACUGAACAAACGUGCCUUUCUCCAGAGGUUUUGAUGAAGUAUGAUUUUGUCAUUUUGAGGGGUUUAAUAGCUUAAUGGCAGCAUUCUGUAUUGAGAUAGAGCCCUCUGGCCAUGACUUGGUAUCGGUCUGGAAUGUAAGAUCGAGGAUGACAGAUUUUCAUUAGGAUGAAAGUAGAGUUGGCUGCUACUGUGUGCCUUUUUAUAUUUGCAUGACUCAAAGUGAGUGUUUCCGGCACAUCUGGUUGAGGGAGAAUAUUCUUCUGAUGGCCAAAGCCUGCGUGUAGAUUAUAUCAUAUCCUGCUACUGUUUAAAUGGUUUGUUUCCAGACUGCGAGUUGCAGUGGUUACCAGUUAGUAUUUAUAAAGCUGCAUAAUGUUCGAAUUUCAGCAAUGCAUGCUUUGUCUUUUGGUAAUUUGCUGCUUUGUCUCCGGUCAAUUAAAACAUGCAUUUAUUAUUACCUCGGUGUACUGCACAAGGCUCAUAAGUUAUCUUUACCUGUUAUAGUUUGAUGAUGUUUUCUUGACCAACAUCCUAGCAACUCUCUGUCCCACUCCAUGCAUCACUUGUUCUUAAGGAACUUUUAAAAUUGCAGAAGGAAGUUUGCCCUUUGAUGAGCAGACUGCUGGCUGCAGUCUCAAGGAGCUUGGUACAGCAUUCGGUUUUUAAUUUAACAAAGUGAAAGCAGCCCCUAAACUGAUAAAAUGAGCAGAUUUCCCAAAAUAACUGAAUUAAAAGACAUAGGUUGCAGUACAUAUAUGUAUAAAGAGAGGUAUUUUAAAGGUGUCUUAAUUUACUUUGUGAAGAUAAAGCACAUUUUGCUAAGGCAAGUACAGAGUAUGAACGUUCUUAUUUUGUAAGUAUGCAUAACAUUUUCAGCAUAAAUAUGCUUGCAGAACAAUGGAUUUUUAUAGUAACAGUGCAAUUUUUUUACACUUAAAAAAAAUAAACCAUGAUUAUAUUAUGAACCAACAACCAAAUGUAUGUUGGUGUGAUUUUCAGUUACUGUGCUGAGUACACUCCAGAUACACAUUUGUUUAGGUGUGGGUGAAAGAAAUUGAGACUUGCCUGCCUUGUGCACCUUAGUACAAGGAUAUGCCACUGUUGUACUACUGAUAAAUACUUGUUUUAUUGUUUGUUUCUCUUGUUCUUAUUUACUUUUCUUGGGGAAAUUGUAUUUCUUUUUCCUGUGGUCUUGAGGAUGGCAGUAACCAGCCUUAAUGAGUAAUGAAAUGGAUGAAAGAGAUUGCAGUGAGGUUUAAUUCUUCCCACUGACAUGAUAACAGAUGGUAGUGCAUGUCUUUCUGUGGUUUUACAGUGUGAUACUUCAAUGACGAGGCAGCAGCCUGGAGUUCUUUUACACAGGAUUUACCUGUAUUGGUUUGGGAAGGGGCUGCUGAUUAAGCGAGAGUAUAAUGAACAACUAUUUUUUCCUUCAUGUGCACUUCCCCUCAUUGCCAGCGUGAGGCUCACAGAUAGGAACCUAACUUAUUUUCUUUGUGCACUGUGUGUAACAAAGCACCCUCACAGAAUCAAAACACUUUUUGGGUUAUUUCUUGCCCCAUCUGUUUUUCAUCCUCAUGAUACUAGUAUUUCCUUAAUGGCCGGCUUUGUUUUAGUGUUAAGUGUAAUUCAAGUGUGCCUGUUUCCCAGUUUGGUGCUUAUGAGACAUUGGUGCAAGACGCACUUUACCCUGUUCUGGUUAAAAAUGUCUUACAAUCAGAUCAAUACAGAUUAAGACAUUUGCUAGACAUCUCUUUUUUUAACAUAUUUUGUGAAUUGUACGAUAAGGGACUUUUUCUUCCAUGAGUAAAGGGUCAUAAAGCCUAAUUUAAAGUGCCAUUUUUCCUGUUAUGGACUGUACUAAAUGAAAGCCAAACAAAAACCUUUAAAUUAUAUCCAUCCAGUCCAAUGGAACAUGAUGGUCUUUUCCCACUCCGCAGGCCCAGAAAUUGAACUGACAGUUCAAAGAAUUGCAUGCAAACAUCUUCUGUUUGAACCGUAAAGAGUUCAAACAGAAAAUGUUCCUGUGUCCUGUUCUGCAAGGAUAACCUUGCAAGAUUAAUUUUGAACAGUUUUCAUUAAGGACUUGCCCAUUUUUGUUUUCAGUUAUAUUGUGCUGUUGGCCCGUACCAACUGAAAUUUAAAAUUGUCUGCGAAGUUUUGGGAAGCAGUUGCAUCCUGUUGUUUAAAACGAGCGUUCUGACUGCCAUUCAUAGUGCCACGGUUCAAAGCUUAAACGUUUUACAAGACUUGCAACUUCACCUGAACACUACAGAUCUCUUCCUGUUUUUAUUGUUGUGUGCUUAUUGUCGAAAUAAAGUUCUAAACAGCCUU